Metopolophium dirhodum (rose-grain aphid) is the source of this 1911-nucleotide messenger RNA. Its product is annotated as TBC1 domain family member 20. Gene Ontology annotation, molecular function: GTPase activator activity. Gene Ontology annotation, cellular component: endoplasmic reticulum membrane. Gene Ontology annotation, biological process: endoplasmic reticulum to Golgi vesicle-mediated transport; positive regulation of GTPase activity. Lineage: Eukaryota; Metazoa; Arthropoda; Insecta; Hemiptera; Aphididae. Bases 318 to 1496 code for a protein of 392 amino acids. The transcript is spliced from 8 exons. The record is from RefSeq and is a predicted model, not a curated record.
UGAUGAUACAGCACAAGUCGAAAAUAUUGUAAUCUGUAGUUGUCGACAGUUCGUAAAUAUCGCAGUAAUAAUAAUAUAAUACUGAGUAAUGAGGAAUAACCUGGUGACCCGUCACCCGCGCAUCAACCGACAAAUGGAUAACAACGAGUUAGUCUGUUGGCUGCAAGUGUCGUCACAUUGAGUAAAAGCGAUUUCGAGUUUUCCCAGACGAACAAGGCGUGAAAACCAUCACAGGCCACAGCGAAAACCGCUCCACAUUAUUGUUCUGAGACUAAAAACACUUAUUUGGCGUUUGAAUCUUCACUCCAAAAUCCGCGAUGAUGACGGACCAUGCAGAUUCUGAUGACAAUUCCUCUGAUUCCAGUUACUCGAAGGUGGACUUUUACGAGGUUAUGAAUGAAGUGCCUGAGAACUAUAAGGGCAAAGUAGAUGAACUAAACAAAAUAUUACAAGAUAAAAACCAAGAUAUAAAUCGUCUAAAAGAAUUAGCUAUUAGUGACGGAGGAUUGGUGAUAAGUUUAGUACGUAGGGAAGCAUGGAAGCUGAUAUUGAAUUUGCCAAGCACUGAUGAACAAUUAUAUCCAUUGGAAAUUAUUAAAGACCAUCCUGAAUACCAUCAAGUUGAUAUGGAUGUGAGGAGGUGCUUAAAAAGAUUUCCGCCUGGUAUAUCAUAUGAGAAAAUUGGUGUAUUGCAAAAAGAAUUGAUAACAAUUAUACUGAGUGUAAUUAAAGAAAAUCCAGACCUAAAAUACUACCAAGGUUAUCACGAUGUCGCUGUUACUUUUCUUAUAGAAGUAGGACAAAGUGAAGCAUAUAGUAUAAUGAAGCAUCUAUCAUCAAAUCAUCUAAAAGAAUUUCUAAAGCCAACCAUGGAGGAAACAUCAUAUUUACUGUUACACGUUUUUCCGUUAAUUAAAAAGCUCAAUCCAGAAUUGGAAGAAUUUAUUGAAAAGUCUGGUAUUGGUACAAUAUUUGCUCUGCCGUGGUUGAUAUCAUGGUUUAGCCAUAGCUUAGACCAACACUCGAAAGUAGUAAGAUUAUUCGAUUACUUUCUAGCAUCACCAAAAGAAAUCAUCUUGUAUGUUAUAGCGCAGUUAAUAUAUUCCAGACGUGAUGAAGUCUUAAAUACUGAGUGCGACAUGGCUGGUGUUCACACGGUGUUAUCAAAGAUUCCAGAAAGCCUAAAUUUUGAAAUAAUAUUGGAUGAAGCUACAAAAAUGCACAAAGAAUAUGAUCUUUCAAACGUCAAAGAUGAAGUUGACGAAAGAGUAAAACAAGAAGCUAAGUUAUUAAAAGAUCAACGGGACGAAAAUGCAAAGCGGAAAAAAGACAAGAAAUUUGCCAGAGAUCGGGAACAUCAAGAACAGCCAGCUUUUAACAGAGCUUUCCGAUAUGUACCCAUAUGGAUUAGACCUAGAAUGAGAUUUGGCCUGUUGUUUUUCGGAUUUAGUUUGGCUGCCGGGCUUUGGGCUGUUUUUAAAUCAAAUAACAAUUAAAAAUUAAAAAUUGCUUCAUAUAUUCCAAUUAUUAUUAUUUGUGCUAUACACAGGGGACAAAUAGACUGAUAUCUUAUAAUAUUAUAUUGAUUUAUAUUGGUAUGUAUUAAUUUGUUUUUACUUCUUGAUAUUGGAGCAAUCAAUUUAUUACAUUUUUUACACACCCUUAACUAUUUAGUUAACCUUGUUUAAUUUAGCCAAAUAAUUCUAUUGUUUAAAUACAACUAUUUUGUACUAUUCUUUAGAUGUAACAUACAUGUGAUUAUGAAUAUUUUUAGUUUUCACAAAUCUAUUGUUGAUGGUAUUUUUUUUAUAUUUUAUGAAUCAAAUUAUAACUGUUUAUUAAUGUUAAAAACUUAUCUUACCUACAACAUAAUUAGUUUUUGUAAAUGUCAAUUAAAUAUAUUUAUUGGUA